Molecule: messenger RNA, 769 nt
Organism: Stegodyphus dumicola
Lineage: Eukaryota; Metazoa; Arthropoda; Arachnida; Araneae; Eresidae
Source: RefSeq, a predicted model, not a curated record
CUGUUAUUUGUUCUAAACCUACCCGCAUAACGGAGACAGUUGGAGAACAUUAAAACAAGAGACAGAAAGAGAAAAAAAAAAAAAAAAAAAAAGGUUCAACAGCCGAUGAGUCGAAAAUCGUUCGCAAAAUCUUUGCCGCAGAGAAGGGGAAAAGUGUGUCUAUGCAAAAGAAUGAAAGCGAAUGCGGUAUUAAUCUUCCAUGAUGAUGAUUUUCGAUGCGCAGACGAUUUUUCCUGAGGGUGUAAGGAGAUUACAAAUUGUCUGAGAACUUAAAGAGGGGGGGGGGAAAGAAGAAAAAUUAAUGGUUUCAUUAAAAACAUUUAUGUAUAUAAAGCUGCGAAUCAAAUAUGCAAUUCAUAAUUUGAUUUGUCAUCGAUUAAGAAUCUUCUGUCUUCUUCUACAAAGGCAAGCAAUCACAGUCAAAAUGCAUUGCAACAGACGAGUUUUCUUCGCCAUCUUCAUUGCUGUCACUCUCCUAGGAGUUUGCUUCGGCCAAGGCGGAGGUGGAGGAGGUGGAGGUGGAGGAAUGAUGGGGGGAAAGGGCAACAAACACGGAGGAGGCUCUAGGAUCGUUGAGAUGUUGGCAGCAGGCAUGGUUGCCAAGAUGCUGAGCGAGAUGCAACAUGGAGGCUGUCAUCAUGGUUAAGGAUUUCUGCCUUCAAACAAACGUUCCUAUUGUACAUAGUUUCCCUUUCAGAGAUUUAUAUUUUAUGAACAGCCAAAUUAUAUGUUAUUGAGAAAUAAAAUAUUUUAUCGAUGUUAAACUUAA